AUGGGUGCUGCUCCACAGAGGUGGUCGCACGAAGUGGCGAGCGAGCAGGACGCGGGGGAUACGAAGCCCAUGGCGACUUGGGAGUGGAGACACGGCAACCGACAGGGUAUCAUGACGGCCGAUGACGAAGCUCAUACUACGUUGCAGUCUCCAGACGUUGAGACUGCUCUACUUGAGUUCCAUAUCGCCUACCACACAAUCUACCAGAUCCCUGUGCUGUACUUCCGAGCAGUAUCAGUCGACGGAAGGCCACUGCCGCUCUACUCAAUCAUCCAGGACGUUGAAUUCCCUGGAUCCAAUGGCGCACUGAAGCGUAUGAAUGUGAAGGGCAACAAGACCGUCAGAGGUAUCGGCAAGAGCGGCGUCAUUAUGAAUAUUUACAUCAUUGAGCUCAACCGACACGUCGUGUGGGGCGGCGAUGCGAGGCUCCAACAACGCCAACACGACCAUCAACAACAUUUGGAUCGACCACGUCAAGGUUUCUCAUGUGGGUCGUCAAAUGCUCGUGUCACGAAGAAGGCUGGUGUCGCCACUAUGACUGUCAGUAACUCGGACUUUGACGGAAACACCGACUACUCGUCCACGUGCGACGGCCACCACUACUGGACCUUUCUGUUCUACGGUCGAAACACUGGCGUCAGCAUGUUUAACAACUACGUGCAUGGAACUUCCGGUCGGUCUCCUAAACUAGGUGGCAACAAGAACGAACACAUCGUGGCACACAUCGCUAACAACUACUGA
Messenger RNA from Phytophthora infestans T30-4, 741 nucleotides. RefSeq names its product polysaccharide lyase, putative. Lineage: Eukaryota; Oomycota; Peronosporomycetes; Peronosporales; Peronosporaceae. The transcript is spliced from 5 exons. The record is from RefSeq and is a predicted model, not a curated record. Gene Ontology annotation, molecular function: ubiquitin-like protein transferase activity. Bases 1 to 741 code for a protein of 246 amino acids.